This is a messenger RNA of Cydia pomonella (codling moth), 1682 nucleotides long. RefSeq names its product mast cell protease 4-like. The coding region runs from base 860 to 1666 and encodes 268 amino acids. The transcript is spliced from 5 exons. NCBI's taxonomy places the organism in Eukaryota, Metazoa, Arthropoda, Insecta, Lepidoptera, Tortricidae. Gene Ontology annotation, molecular function: serine-type endopeptidase activity. The record is from RefSeq and is a predicted model, not a curated record. Gene Ontology annotation, biological process: proteolysis.
GUAUCCGCACCGUAUCCAAGACUACCGCGUUCUGCGUCUGACCCUUGAUCCAGCCAUCUAGCGAGAGUCUCUCUACUAGGUGUUGGUCGAGACUCUUCGCUACGAAACUGCUCGUUGAAACGAAUAUCGGGACAAUGAUCGUUGAAUCAACAUUCCACAUGGUGGUUAUUUCUUAUGCCAAGUCUAGGUACUUGAUGGACUUGUCCUCGGCUUUCACGAGAUUCUCAUCAUGGGGGAUGGUGACAACAGCACGGCCCGACGCUGCGAUCGGUCUAUCAGCACGAUGUCAGGCUUAUUGGCUACAAUAGUCCUGUCAGUGAUGACAGAUCGAUCCCUAGGGCCACGGCUAGACUGGGGAUAAUUGUCCCACGACACGUAUCGCUAGCGACGUCGGGUGAAGUGCCGCGACGUUGCCGGACUUCGCUCGACAUGUCGAGCGACAGUCCAUCAUAUGCAUGUAAAAACUAGGUGGUUAUUGUAGUACUUACGGCAUUUCGUGGUCCAAAAGGCCGUAUAGAAGACCAAAUUACAAUAUAUCAGUGCGAGCGAGAUGGACUGCGAUAGAAUCCACGCAGUCGCUAACGUAAACGUCAAAUGUCAACUCAUGGUAGCCGUUCAGCUCAAAAAGCUGUCUUUAUCGCAUUGCCCAAUAAUUAUUACUAAUUUUAUCGUCAUGGCGAUCGUUAAAUAACUUUUUUGUGGUAAAUUGUAAUUAAUUUUUCAAUUAUCCAGAAAUUAAACGACUUUUUUCCUUAAAUGACUGAUUGAAUGUCUUUAUAAACAAAUCAUACUCUUGCAAAAGUAUGAGUCAUGGAAUGGUGAUUUAGUAAAUUGUAUAAACACUUAUAAUUCCGGUAAUAUGAACUUCAAAAUAUUACUAAUCCUUCUUCCGACCUUUUCAUCGGCAAAAUCCAAGAUGGAUGCAUUUAUAGUAGGCGGGAGAGAGGUGUCCAUAGAUCUCUGGCCUUUCAUCGCGUUUAUCGAAUCAACCAAUAGCCGUAUGAUGGUUGCGGUGUGCGGGGGAUCUCUUCUAAGUUCACAGACUGUUUUAACAGCUGCACAUUGUUUGGACGAUAUCACGGAUAACAAAAGGGAAAUGGAUGAUUAUCACUUCACAAUAUACAUGGGUCACUCCGCUUACCACAAAGCCUCCAUAGCUCGCAGAGUGAAAGACUACGAGACACCACCACAAUACGACCCUGACAACGAAGACGUGGUAGCAGACAUAGGUGUCAUGUUCCUUCAUUUUCCGGUCAAGUUUCUGCCCAAUGUGAAGAAGGUUAUACUGUUUGAUCGCCGAUUUCGUUUGAGGAGGGAUAGGCUUAUGGUGGUUGCCGGUUGGGGUAAGACUGCUCCCGGUGAGAAAAGCUCAACAAGUCUCAUACUUAAGGCCGUCAGAAUGGUAGCAAUAUCUGCCAAAGCUUGCAAGCGCCAGAUCCCAUUCAUAGAUGUCAAUUUGGUGGUGUGUACUGCGCCAUCCGCGGAAUACGCUUACAGUGGAGACUCCGGCGGGCCACUGGUGAAACGUGCUAGCCACUACCAGAUAGGUAUAGUGUCCUUCCGUCACGAGGAUAGCGGCGUGACUGUGUUCACCAGCGUGCCUGAAUAUUACGACUGGAUAAACGAAACGCAGUUCACGCUUUACAAGACACAUUGCAAGAAAUAAAUAAGUUUUAAGUCGA